Molecule: messenger RNA, 543 nt
Organism: Diaporthe batatas
Lineage: Eukaryota; Fungi; Ascomycota; Sordariomycetes; Diaporthales; Diaporthaceae
Exons: 3
Coding region: 1-543 (180 amino acids)
Source: RefSeq, a predicted model, not a curated record
AUGAAGGCAGACAUCAUUGCGGCCCUCGCGGGUAGUUACUCUCUCUUGAACACCACAGUCGUCACCCCAAAUGGCACAGUCACCCAGGACCAGGCCUACGGCGCCGCGCCGGUAGGAAUGCUGCACUACACGCCCGAGGGAUACAUGUCGGCGACCAUCACCGCGACAGAACCAGAGUGGCGGCCCCUCGACCUCACAUUCCCAAGCCAGGCCAACCAGAGCGAUGCCGAAUGGGCAGCCCUAGGCAGGCACCUGCUCUGCUACGCAGGCCCCCUACAAAUCAGCGACGCCAUCCCGGCCAACAGCACCUCGGGCCAGGUGAUCCACGGGCCCCUGGUCGUGGCCGCGAUCCCCGCGUGGGUCGGCACCAGCCAGGCGAGGAACUACACCGUCUUUGAGGACCCCAACGGCGACACGAUCCUCAGGCUCCAGGCGCCGCGGCCGACGGGCAUGGCCAACAUCUUUUGGCGGAAGCUGCCUUCUCGGGUGGAGCCGACGGCUGCCAAGACCGGGGGACAUCAUCGGGGGGGCAAGGGCCAGUGA